Molecule: messenger RNA, 2988 nt
Organism: Onychostruthus taczanowskii (white-rumped snowfinch)
Lineage: Eukaryota; Metazoa; Chordata; Aves; Passeriformes; Passeridae
Gene: ZBTB35
Product: zinc finger protein 131
Exons: 7
Coding region: 119-1972 (617 amino acids)
Biological process (GO): regulation of transcription by RNA polymerase II
Cellular component (GO): nucleus
Molecular function (GO): DNA-binding transcription factor activity, RNA polymerase II-specific; protein binding; RNA polymerase II cis-regulatory region sequence-specific DNA binding
Source: RefSeq, a predicted model, not a curated record
UGCGAGUCGGGAUUGGCCGGCGCGCGCCCCGCUUUCCAGCGUGCCGGGCAGCAGGAAGCGGCGGCGGUGGAGCGGGAAGCGGCGCGGAGAGGAGCUGCUCCCGACCUGGCCUUCUGCCAUGGAAGCUGAGGAAACAAUGGAAUGUAUCCAGGAAUUCCCUGAACACUAUAAAGUUAUUUUGGAUAGACUGAAUGAACAACGUGAGCAGGACCAGUUUACAGAUAUCACUCUGAUCGUCGAUGGUCACCAUUUUAAAGCUCAUAAGGCAGUUCUUGCUGCUUGUAGCCAGUUCUUCCACAAAUUCUUCCAAGAUUUCACUCAGGAGCCUUUGGUGGAGAUUGAAGGUGUAAGUAACAUGGCGUUUCGUCACCUAAUUGAGUUCACCUAUACAGCAAAGCUAAUGGUACAAGGUGAGGAAGAAGCAAAUGAUGUUUGGAAAGCUGCAGAGUAUCUACAGAUGCUGGAAGCAAUCAAAGCACUUGAAGUCAGGAACAAAGAAAAUUCAUCGCCCUUAGAAUCAAAUGAAGCACAAGGUAAAAAUAAACCAAAAAAGAGGAAGAUUGCUGAAACCUCUAAUGUUAUCACAGAAACACUGCCAUCUGCAGAAUCAGAGCCUGUCGAAAUUGAGGUUGAGAUUGCUGAAGGGACGAUGAAAGUGGAGGAUGACAGCAUUGAAACCCUUGAAGAAGUAGCUUCUGCAGAGCAAUCCAUAAAGUACAUACAGACAACAGGUACAUCAGAUGAAUCUGCUUUGGCUCUUUUGGCAGAUAUCACCAGCAAGUAUCGUCAGGGAGAGAGAAAAUGCCAGAUGCAAGAAGAAGGUGAUAGUUCAACUGACCCCUCGUGCAAACAGGUAGAAGGUAUUGAAAUUGUGGAACUUCAGCUGUCACACAUGAACAAUUUAUUCCACUGUGAGAAAUGUAACCGUUCAUUUAAAUUGUUUUACCAUUUUAAGGAACACAUGAAAACACACUCUACUGAGAAUUACAAAUGUGACAUAUGCAAUAAAAGAUACCUACGAGAGAGUGCUUUGAAACAGCACCUCACCUGUUACCACCUUGAUGAAGGUGGUGCCAGCAAGAAGCAAAGACCUGGCAAGAAAAUACAUGUAUGCCAGUACUGUGACAAGCAGUUUGACCAUUUUGGGCAUUUUAAAGAGCACCUUCGGAAGCACACAGGUGAAAAACCCUUUGAAUGUCCAAACUGCCAUGAACGUUUUGCUCGGAAUAGCACACUGAAAUGUCACCUGACAGCCUGUCAGUCUGGAGCUGGCGCUAAAAAGGGAAGAAAGAAGCUGUAUGAAUGUCAGGUUUGUAACAGCGUGUUUAACAGCUGGGAUCAGUUCAAAGACCACUUGGUAAUACACACUGGUGACAAACCCAACCACUGUACCUUAUGUGAUCUGUGGUUUAUGCAAGGCAGUGAGCUGAGAAGGCAUCUCAAAGAAAUGCACAAUAUUUCAGAACUAUUAGUGACAGAAGAGGUUCUUCCAGUGGAAGGUAUGGAAGCUGAACCAGUAACAUCAAUGACAAUAAUAGAACAAGUUGAGCAAGUGCAUGUCCUACCAGUAAUUCAGGUACAAGUGGAUCCUGCACAGGUAACUGUGGAACAGAUGCACCAGGAUCUCAUCCAGGACAAUCAAGCGAAAGGCACACAGAUGGAGGAACUACAGGAACAGGUGCAGAUUAGUUACUUGGAAGUUGAACACAUUCAGACUGAACAAGGUGCUGAAGUUCAUGUGGAGCAGUUACAUGUUGAGCAUGUAAAUCAAAUACAGAUGGAAGAAGUACAGGCAGAACUUAUAGAUGGAACAGACCUUGAACAAGUAGAAUAUCGAAGUGUUGAUCAAGGAGAAGCAGAAGAAAAGGAUCAUAAUCAAGCAGAUGAUACAGACAAGGAACAUCAUGAACCAGCUGAAGACUUAAAAACACAACAACUAAUGGAUACACAAAAUGCAAAAGUGGAUGAGUAGGACACAUAAUGACACUGCAGUUUUAAGAAUGAAAUACCAAAUUAUUUUUGUUAACUUUUACAUUGGUUUUUGAACCGUCACUGGUCACCUUUCCAAUAUGCUGUCCAUAGGGAACUGGACAAGUGGACCAAAACUAGCUUUCUUCAUGUACAAUUAAACUUCUCUCAUAUGUGAAAAAUACUUCCCCAUUCAUGUAGUGCCAUGAAACAGAAACUACCACAGUCACGGACAGUUUUGUGAGAUUUUUAGCAAUGAGUAUCUUGUAUCAUUGUAUCAUUACACCAUUCCUGGGCAUCUGUAAAAGUAAUUUCACCUCUUUUCCUCUUGCCAGUAGCAGCAAAGUCUUGUACAAAUUUGCAGGAUGUCUGUAGCAGGAGAGUCAGUAAAAUCUGAGGGGUUCUGCUGUAAGUGGCAGUUACAUACCUGUGAAUUUUUGGAUCUUAACUUUCAGGCUGGGCUAAAAGCACUGUUGCUGGAGGUCUCUGAGCACAAAAGUCCCGUGCCUUUUCAACACUGAGUGGUUAAAUUAUCACAAGGUUUCUAGAGUUUUUGAGAACUUAGUUCUGUGAAAGGCAGUGUAGGUAAUGUUAUAGUGCUUUAUAUUUUUGCUUGAAAUUGCCGGUUACUGAUUUUCUUUUUGCAUUAAAUUUAGAGGCGGGGGGGGCUGAGGGAGGGAACAGACUUCACUUGGAGGCAGCAGGACACGCUAAAUGGGACACUUAAAAAUAGGAAGAGCUUGGUAAAGUCUGUGAUAAACAUGAUUUGGAAGAAAGCUAUGAGCAGGCUCUUUUAUAAAUAAUCACUUUUGAAAAUGAAUUUGUUUAAACAUAAACAUAGAGACUUGUCUAUAUGGUAUCAGGUUCUUGGGUUUUUUUUUAAAUGAAAUUCUGACACUUGACUAAAAGAUAUGCUAAACAUAAAAGUAAAAGCCAUAGGUAUGAGUGCUAAACUGUGGAUUGAAAAGUAGAAGUGUAAAUAGUUUAAUCAAUAUUAGAAAAUAAAACAAUACCAACCAU